UUAAUGGCCUACAGGAAAUUUGGCGUUACAAUACGAGACAUUAGUAAGAGGGGAAAGGAAAAGCGAAAAAAAUAGCCGCAUGAAAACUGUUUAUUGAGAUCUGCAUAUUUAACAUCAGCAUUUCUUCAAUUACUUUAUCAACAAGUUACCCUGUCCUUCCAUAAGCGCUUCUAUAAGUACAAGACAUGCAAGAAACGUGCCCGCGUUACUUAUUUGGGAACCGAAAAUUUAUGCCUAGUUGAAAAUGCCUGGGGAAAUAUUACAUCAGACGAAAUGACAAUGAUUAAAAUCUGCUUUUUUCCAUCAGUAAGUCUAUUGAGCGACGUGACAGUUGCCUGAUACCCAACAAUAUCAAACCGUUAUCCCCACAGCAAAUGAGAACUUGAAAACCGUUAUAAGGAUUUUUUCCAUGAGAAAAAGGGGGUUCAAAAAUUACCCCACUUGUUUUGAGCAUCAGCAGCUCUGCGUGGGGGAAAGGGAGAAUAUAUCAAAUUUUCAUCGCGAAAUUAGCUAGGGCGCGAGUAGGGUUGAGCUAAUUGUAGCCUAAUCCUUGCCCUACAGGCGUUUGGAAAGCCUUGAGCAAGAAUUCUUUUUUUCGCUUCCCUCUGUUAUUUAGAGACGGAUUAUUGGCUUUCUUCUUCUUCUCAUAACAGCCUCGGCAGUUUCAUUUUAGAAAAAAGGGGAAAAAACAGAAGAACGAUUUUCCUUACAGCGAUCGCCGAGCAUCUGAUAUUAAAAGUGUUUAGAAAUAAGAGUACGGGGGAUUUAUCAAAAGGCAAGAAGAGAAUUCUUCUAUGUUCAAGGAAGGAAGAAGCAUGUCGCGCUUGUCUUUGACCCGCUCCCCAGUUUCUCCACUGGCCGCGCAGGGAAUUCCUCUCCCGGCUCAGCUGACCAAAGCCAACGCGCCAGUCCACAUCGAUGUCGGAGGGCACAUGUACACUAGCAGCUUGGCGACCCUCACCAAGUACCCGGACUCAAGAAUAAGCCGUUUGUUUAAUGGAACAGAGCCUAUUGUUCUGGACAGCUUAAAACAACACUACUUUAUUGAUCGAGAUGGAGAAAUUUUUCGAUACAUUCUGAGCUUCUUACGGACUUCUAAACUGCUUCUCCCAGAAGAUUUCAAGGAUUUCAGUCUGCUGUAUGAGGAAGCACGGUACUAUCAACUGACUCCCAUGAUCAAGGAACUGGAGAGGUGGAAACAGGAGAGGGAACAGCGCAAGCAUUCACAACCAUGUGAUUGUCUGGUGGUGCGAGUAACUCCUGACCUUGGCGAGCGAAUUGCCCUCAGUGGGGAAAAGGUGCUAAUUGAGGAAAUCUUCCCUGAGACAGGAGACGUCAUGUGCAAUUCAGUUAAUGCAGGCUGGAACCAGGAUCCAACUCAUGUGAUCAGAUUCCCUUUGAAUGGAUACUGCAGAUUAAACUCUGUGCAGGUGCUGGAGAGGCUAUUUCAGAAGGGGUUCAAUGUGGUGGCAUCUUGUGGAGGGGGAGUGGAUUCAUCCCAGUUUAGCGAGUAUGUUCUUUGUCGUGAAGACCGACGAUGUCAGCCAACAACAACCACCAUUAGGAUAAAGCAGGAGCCCCUGGACUAAAUCCACCAGAGAAAAAGACUUCAAACAGCAACUUAAGGCAACAAAGUUGAUGAACCUGAACUUAUUUUUGUUGCCAGCUACUGAAGCUGCUCUUAUAAAUGGGUGUCUUUAACUCCGAACAAUUAUUUUGAACUGAGGGCACUCAGUUUUACAUUACAAGAAUGUAAUCUCAUGACCUGCAGUGUUAGAAGGAGCCAGAUGGCACAACAUUCUGGAUGAGUGUUAUUUAAGUGUAAUGGUGGUCAACAAAGGAGUCGCUAUUUCAAACACACAAUAUGAUGGCCCUCUUCUGCUGUGCAGUCCCUCUGUUAGCAACACAACAAUGAACAGUUGGGCUGGCUUCCAAAAGAGUGGAUCUCACUUUGGCUGACACUUUGUAUUUGUCCAUUUGCAGAACCUUGGAUUACAGCUGUAGUGAAGCCCAACAAAAUCGUCAAUGGCAGGAGGAUGCUAUCUUUUAUCCAAAAGACACAGUACUGUUCUUUUGCUCAGAGACACAUACUGCACUGUUUGGCUGUGCUAUGGGGCCCAAGAAUAUGUACCUAAUAAUAACAUUUAAAAACAACUUGAAAUGACAACCAGUACAGAGGAAAGACCCCAAUCUCUUAUUAUACUUGGAACAGCUCUGUCUUAUCCCACCAACGUAUGACUGAAGCAAUUUAUAUUUAAACAUAUUAUACAUAAUUCUAGGAUUAAUUCAUUUUGCAGAUAUUAUAUACAUAUAUAUAUAUAUACGGUAUACAGUGAGAGAUAGAAACAAUAUGAAUAUACAAUGUAGUUUGUCCUUCCUGUUCACCCUUAUUUGUUUGGCUCUUUUUAAGUUUCCAAUACAUGAAGGAUUUUCCAAGGUUGCUCUUAGAUAUAAAGCCAGCACAACAUGUGUGUGUGAAUAUAUAUAUAUAUAUAUAGACACACACACACAUACUCACUGUGCAUAAAUACAUACAUACAUACAUACAUACAUACAUACAUGUUCAUACUUAUUGCCAGGAAUCUGAUUAUUUUGAUUGUCUUUACUGCCCGAAAAUGGAAAUUUGUUUUGUAAGGGGACCUGAAAAAUAAUUUAGGAAAAUAUUGAAGGACACCUUUAUUGGGGAGUUACUGUUGAUGUGGGGAGAUCUCUGUGAAAUGAGAGAGUUGUGUAUGUAUUAUUAGACAACACUUCUUCUUUCGAUAAAGAAACAUUUAUCAUAAACAUGCCUCUUCCUGGACAAAAUGAAGAAAAAGAGACGUCUCACCCUCCCAUACAUGCAUGUCCAAAAAGAACAUGUGACUCACACACUUUAACAAAGCCUAUUUUUGCUUGAGAAUGAUGACGGGAGAUCUCUGCUACCACAUCAGGCAAUUAGAAGAAAAGUUUUGCGCGACCUAAUAGUGCAAAGGACUUAAAAAUAGCAGCAUUUAGAACAUACCCUCUGGCAAGAGUGAUGCUCACUACAUUUACGUCAACAACAUAGCCAUAUCUAACUUACAAGUUCGCUUCUCCCACAAAUAAGACACUGAAGUCCCUUCCACAUUAUCACUUCACCCCGCUUGUAAAUCAUAUUUUUUUUUAUACCAGGCAGGUGUUUUGUUUCUUGCUACAUUUUCUAAAAGUAGGUUGGUUUAGGUUGGAAGUAAUGAGUAAAUAAACUGUACAGGCACAAAACGAUAAAUAAAUCUGGAGAGCACGUGCAGAAUACACCUUACAAUUAAAUCAGCAUCAGAGAUUACCACCGAACACUCACCGAUUUGUCUCAGCACAUUUUGGAAAGAUUUCAGCUCCAUUUGCUGCCAGUAAUUGUUGUUCUCAAUUUUGUAUACAAAAGUUAACCAUUCAUAUUGUGUCACAUAAUCGUCUGCAUGUUCCCAUCAUGCUUUUCACAAUUGCCUACCCAAUAAAUCAUUUAUUAACUGGGAAUCAUGUUUGAGGUUUACAGUAUUCACUAAAAUUCAGUUAACAAAAUACUUUUUAAUAACACUUCUCUGAUGCAACAAUUAGAGUAGUGAUGUUCAGUUCUGCUCUUUGAAGGCCACAGUGGCAGAUGGCUGCUGUUCAUCAGAACUUGUUAUUGGAAAUUAAUUCUGUCUUGUGAUUCAAAUCUCUUUCCUCCAAUUCCAAAAUGAAUAAAGUACAGUAAGAAUAAAGUCUGGAGGAUUCCAACUCCACUACACUCCUUAUGUCAUAACAUUUCAACUGCUUGCAUUAAUUUUGGCACACACAUCAGUCAGCUUUCCAAUAUCUGCAUAUUCUUUUUUGACCUGUUUCAGAAGGAAGUGCUCAGCUAUCACAUUUCUCCUAUGGAAGGCAGUUUUUCUCAGGUCCUUUAUAGAAAAUGGCCUCCUCUUUUAUUGUACUGAAAAAAAUUAUUAAAAGGUUGCUUGUCCAUGAAAACUGGGGGCGCAGUACAUAGCAUCAUAUUAGCUGCUGCUGCACAUGGAGGUGUCCUGUCACACGCAUUUGUCUUUGCAUAGUGGAGUUUGACUGUUUUGUAAGAAGAAUCUGUAUUUAAAUAGAAAUCGUGAACCUGCCCACAUAGAAAGGAUUCUGAUGAAACUGAACAAAUAUCCCACCAUUCCAUCUAUUUUUGCUUUUUCCGCUUUAGAAUCAUACCAACCUAGAGUCUGUUCCAUACAGGCAGUGGGCAGCCUGGGAAUGGAGUCCCAGAUCUCUGACACUGUGGGAAUGUACAACUAACCACUAAGCCAAGAAUGUUGACUGAUAAAAUGAAAUAUCAAAGCUGAACAAGACAGUACAGGCAUUCUCAAACCCUCCUUCGGUUAAUGCAUUAAAAAAUGCAGAAUUGGCACCUGAUUAAAAGUCAUCUUGAAUUAAACCAGGAGCCAUUGCUGACUGAAAGCAUUGUCCUUCCCUUGCCCUGAUCCCAGACUGUAUGGUGUAACCUAAACUGAAAGAAAGUUUUAUGCAAUUAGGCAGCACAUUGCAAACAGAAUCCAUUCUUCACACUAAUCUUGAAUUAUGGAGCCGUGCAACGACAACCUUAGGGAGCAGGGAAACCGUAAGGGCCUGAUGGACUGAAUGGCAUUCUGCCAUUUGUAAACUUCCAUAUGUUAUUAAAACAUGAGCGUUUAUUUCAUUACAGGCAUGCAUUAUUUGUUAAAUUGUAUAUCUUUUAAGAAAAUCAAUUGCUCUUCUGACUUGGCUAACAGCAUCUGCACUAGCUGAUUGUCAAAUGAUCCUGAGAACAAAGGAGCCAUGCCAGACUUGCAAAACUUCAGACAUUUAGAAAAGCAUUUUUGUUAUUGUAGUUUCAUGACUGAAUAAGGGAGACUGUCUAGCAGGGGAUUCAGGAAGGGGGCAUGUGUGUUUGUGUUUAUUUUUAAAAUGAGCUGAAUAAGCUGCAGUGCUUCUUAUUGUAAAGGGGGCAUUGCUGAGUGUUUUUAUUUAAGCAGGAUGGCAAAGUGAAUGAUAGGUGGAGUUCUUACUGAAAAGGAAAUGUGUCUGCAGAAGGAUGCCUGGGGGCAAACUGAUAGGUGUGGGCCACCCUAGAGACAAGAAAGCUCAGGGAGUGCCAGGCCUUGAGAAGUGUUUUGAAGUCACAUUCACAAAGGAAGAGAAAAAGCAGACUAAACAAUAAAACCGACAGUGAGAUGAAGGAUCCUUUGUUCUUAUUGGUCCUGCAAAUACUUCUUCUAAAUUAAAUAUUGUGUGACAGUAGCAUUGAGAGAGCCAUUCUAGAAUAUGAAUAUUUAGUUUUUACUUUUAAAUGAUCAAUUUUAGCCUUUAAGGCAAUAGUCUGUAUUGUUCUGAGCUGAAAACUGCAAUCCUUCAGGAAUGUGAGGACUUACCCUGCCAGUUAAAAGUUUUAGAACACCUCAGUUUUUAUGGAAAUUCACAGAGUUUAAUAACCUUAAUCAAAGCAUAGAACAAGUAAACAAUGGCAAAUAAAAAAAUAAGCCAGUGAAUCACUAAGUGUACAAAAUUUGAUUCACAUUUUUGAUUCAUCAAAGUUGCCAUCUUUUGCUGAUAUAAAAGCAAACCAUGGUAACCCUUUUCGUUCAAAAUGCCAGUCCCUCUGUUCAAGUCAGCAACUCUGCCUCCAGCAAAAGAACUCCAGACCAUCACACUUCCUUCUCCAUGUUCGACAGUUGGUGUCACACUCUGAGGAACCAACCUUUCACCAACUCAAUGGCAUACAAACACUCUGUGUAAUGAACCAAAGAUUUCAUAAUUUGAUUCAUCGGUCCAUAAGACUUUCUUCCAGUCUGCAAUAUUCCUUGAUAUUGUCCUUUAAGAAAUGGCUUUUUUUACUGCCACUCGCCCUGUCAAACCCGCAACACAAAGUCUCUUCAUAGUAGAAACUGAGCCUUGCUCUUUUCGGCCACUGUUAAGUUGUGCUUGAAGCUGGUGUGCUGUGAGGUGCAUUUCAGGCAAGCUGGUGGCCCUCAGAAACUUGUCUUGUGAUUGGGUUGGGACUUUGGGUCUCACAGAGAUUCUUCCUAUUAGAGAUUCUUCCAGGUUCUAAUUGCCAUUGGCUUGUGUAGGUACUCACUAACACUUAGAUUUUUUUGCAGUUUCUCUAAAUGAUAGGCCUACACUACUAAGGGUAAUAAUGCUCUGUCUCAUUUUAUUUGUUA
Polypterus senegalus (gray bichir) is the source of this 6167-nucleotide messenger RNA. RefSeq names its product BTB/POZ domain-containing protein kctd15. Lineage: Eukaryota; Metazoa; Chordata; Cladistia; Polypteriformes; Polypteridae. The coding region runs from base 795 to 1589 and encodes 264 amino acids. Gene Ontology annotation, biological process: protein homooligomerization. The transcript has 5 exons. The record is from RefSeq and is a predicted model, not a curated record. Gene Ontology annotation, molecular function: protein binding.